AGGUCUACGAUAUACUUUAUUAAUUAUUAACAUCUUUCAUAAUAAUAUUGUAGAAUGCAAUAAAUAAAUUGAAUUGAAAAGAAAAAAUAUAUUUUUUGUGUUACUGUCUUUUGGCUUCUGACGGCUCACCCAUCAGUAUUUACAGAAUAAGUAAUAUGAAAUGCAUAUACUUCUAUUCAGUCCAAAUUACACUUUUCUGGUAUCAACACAUUGAAUAUUGGGUACUAAAUUGUAAAAGAAUUUAGUUUAAAAUUUAAAAAUUAUAAUGUUUAUAUAUAAUAUAAUAUUUUUGGUAAUAUUUGGACAGUGUUACACUUAUAAGUUGCUAGUGGUUUUCCCGUUGCCACGGUCAAGUCACAUAACGUUGGGCCAUGGAUACGUGAGGCAUUUGCUGAAAGCUGGCCAUCAGGUAACGUACAUCACACCUAAGCCACUCAACAUGUCAUCUACGAAUCUUAAACAGGUUAACCUUGCAUCACUUUAUGACGAUUUUCCAGUCGAAAACCUGAUAAACCUGAAGGAUGUUCUUAUAGAUAAAACAGUAGCUAAUGACAUCAGAAACAUCAUGAAAGUUAUGUUUGAACAUGCAAAUGCCACUAUAUUUCAUAAAAGUGUGCAAAGCUUGAUACAAGAUACGACGGAAUGGUUUGAUGCUAUCAUCGCAGAGUAUAUGUUUAGUGGACUUUAUUCAGGGUUUUCAUCUGUGUUUAAUUGCCCCUUCGUCUGGUCAGUUUCAAUGCAGCCACAUAAUAUCCACGUUGCUCUGAUAGACGAGCUCCAGAACCCCGCGUAUACCUACAACCAUUGGUCAAGCGUGGACCCUCCGUUUUCUUUUACCGAACGAGUGACUGAAUUAUAUGAGACUAUUAGAUACUAUUAUUAUGCAUGGUUACUGUCUGGUGAUGAAAAUAAAUCAUAUGUUAAUGCAUUCUCUUCAGCUGUGGAAAAAAGAGGAAAUGUUUUGCCGCCUUAUAGUGAAGUGAAGUAUAAUGCAUCAUUAAUAUUAGGUAACUCUGACAUCUCAUGUGGUCACGCUAUGCGUUUACCAGCUGCAUACAAGCAGAUAGGUGGAUAUCAUAUCGUUGACAUUCCACCACUGUCAAAAAAUUUACAAGAAAUAAUGGACAAAGCGCGCGAUGGCGUUAUUUACUUUAGCAUGGGAUCUAUACUCCGGAGCAAGGAUAUGACGGAUGAUAUGAAGAAUCGAUUACUAGAUGUCUUCAGCAGUCUAAAUCAGACUGUUAUUUGGAAAUUUGAGGAGCGUUUACGCAAUUUGCCAAAUAAUGUUAAUAUUGUCGAUUGGGCUCCACAACAAAGCAUAUUGGGGCAUCGCAAUUGUCUCCUUUUCAUCACACAUGGAGGAUUACUAUCCACCAUAGAGGCUGUUCAUUUUGGCGUUCCUAUCAUUGGUUUGCCAGCUUUUGGUGACCAGUACAAGAACAUCAAUAGAGCAGUGAAAAAAGGAUUUGGAAAAAGAGUAGACUUGGACAUGGAAAUGCCAAAGAAUCUACAAGUAGCUAUUAAGGACAUAUUGCAGAAUUCAAGAUAUAAGGAAAAAGUGAAGGAGUACUCGACGAUAUACCACCACCGGAUAGCGCAUCCUGGCGAGGAGUUAGUGCACUGGGUGGAGCAUGUAGUACGUACGCGCGGCGCGCAAUAUUUACGUUCGUCCGCACUUCUUGUGCCCUUAUAUCAGAAGUUGUAUCUAGACCUUGUCAUUUUGGUAACGAUUACUACAUUAGUUGUUACAAAAAGUGUGUUCCAAAUAAAUAUUUUAGUAAUUAAAUAUUUUUAUGUGAAAAAUAAAACAGAAUGAUUAGAUAAAUUGUUGAAAUGAGCUGAAAUUAUAUUCAUUUGCUGUGAAUGUUGUACAUAAUGGGGUGGAAUUAAUGACAAUAAGUAGCUUGCAUAUUCAGCCAGUUUGGCAUGCAAUAUUUUUAUACAUAAUUCAUAAUAUUUUAUCUAUGUAUUAAGUAUUCAUUCUUUUGAUUAAUUAAUUAAUACCAGAGGAAGACUUUGUACAAAAGUCGUUUGUUUGGGUACCUCAGACCCAUUCGUGUGUCAAGCGUAAAGCAGUUGUGUUUUCAUGGCUGUGUAUCGGUUUGAUAUGGCGUGAAUUUACAGGGUACAAAGGAAUAACAUGUGAGUCCUCAGGAAUGGCAACGCAUGGGGGGUAUCAUGGGUGAAACAGUAUACUCUGUUAUGUCCAUGAUACUGCUCAUGUCUAUAGGCGACGGUUAUCACUUUCCAUCAUCCUUUCUAAGUAUAAAAAAAUAUGAUGUCUUUGUCAUGAUCAUCUUUGAAAUUCAGAGAAGAUGCUAGCGUUU
Molecule: messenger RNA, 2327 nt
Organism: Galleria mellonella (greater wax moth)
Lineage: Eukaryota; Metazoa; Arthropoda; Insecta; Lepidoptera; Pyralidae
Product: UDP-glucosyltransferase 2-like
Exons: 8
Coding region: 266-1816 (516 amino acids)
Molecular function (GO): UDP-glycosyltransferase activity
Source: RefSeq, a predicted model, not a curated record